UACUCUUCCUCCGCCCCCACCACUACCAAACCCUAAUUCCAUUCACCAUUUUCUUCGUUUUCUUUCUUCUUCAACAACAAAUAUGCGUGAGAUUCUUCACAUUCAAGGAGGCCAGUGUGGCAACCAGAUCGGUGCCAAGUUCUGGGAGGUUGUCUGUGCCGAACACGGCAUCGAUUCCACCGGCCGCUACCAAGGCGAUACCGAUCUGCAAUUGGAGAGGAUCAAUGUUUAUUACAACGAAGCUAGUUGCGGGAGAUACGUUCCAAGGGCCGUGCUCAUGGAUCUUGAGCCUGGUACCAUGGACAGCCUCCGAUCUGGUCCUUACGGUCAGAUCUUUCGUCCCGAUAACUUUGUUUUCGGCCAAUCCGGUGCUGGAAACAACUGGGCUAAGGGCCACUACACCGAAGGGGCUGAGUUGAUUGACUCUGUUCUUGAUGUUGUCAGGAAGGAGGCCGAAAACUGCGAUUGCCUUCAAGGGUUUCAGGUUUGCCACUCGUUAGGAGGGGGAACCGGAUCCGGAAUGGGUACUCUCUUGAUUUCAAAGAUCAGAGAGGAAUACCCGGACCGGACAAUGCUUACUUUCUCUGUAUUCCCCUCCCCGAAAGUGUCCGAUACUGUCGUUGAGCCAUACAAUGCCACGUUGUCGGUUCAUCAACUGGUCGAAAACGCUGAUGAGUGCAUGGUUCUUGAUAAUGAAGCUCUUUAUGAUAUCUGCUUUAGGACCCUUAAGCUCACCACUCCAAGCUUUGGAGAUCUGAACCACUUAAUAUCUGCAACAAUGUCUGGUGUAACUUGCUGCCUUCGGUUUCCGGGGCAACUGAACUCCGAUUUGAGGAAGCUGGCAGUAAAUCUUGUUCCAUUUCCUAGGCUGCAUUUCUUCAUGGUUGGAUUUGCGCCUCUCACAUCACGCGGGUCGCAGCAAUACCGAGCCCUAACCGUCCCUGAACUCACCCAACAAAUGUGGGAUGCCAAGAACAUGAUGUGUGCAGCCGAUCCACGACACGGGCGAUACCUGACAGCAUCCGCAAUGUUCAGAGGGAAGAUGAGCACUAAGGAAGUGGACGAGCAGAUGAUCAAUGUGCAGAACAAGAACUCGUCUUACUUUGUGGAAUGGAUUCCGAACAAUGUCAAGUCAACUGUGUGUGACAUCCCGCCCACUGGGCUGAAAAUGGCGUCGACGUUCAUUGGGAAUUCGACGUCAAUUCAGGAGAUGUUUAGGCGUGUGAGCGAGCAGUUUACGGCUAUGUUUAGAAGGAAGGCUUUCUUGCAUUGGUACACGGGUGAGGGUAUGGAUGAGAUGGAGUUUACUGAGGCGGAAAGCAACAUGAAUGAUUUGGUUUCGGAGUAUCAGCAGUACCAGGAUGCGACCGCUGAUGAGGAGGGAGAUUACUAUGAGGACGAAGAGGAGGAAGAAGAAAUAGGACAGGAAAUGUGAGGGUUUUAGUAUUAGAAAUUAUUUAGUAUGUUAUUGAGAAUCACUGACUUUCUCUAGAAUUUCUAGUUCUUAUUUCAUGUUAUAAGAAAGUUAAAUUCAAAUAUUCUUUUCUUGCUUUACAAUUUACAGGAAAGAAAUCCAAAAAAUGAAUAACAUGUGACCAA
This is a messenger RNA of Helianthus annuus (common sunflower), 1599 nucleotides long. Its product is annotated as tubulin beta-1 chain. Gene Ontology annotation, biological process: mitotic cell cycle; microtubule cytoskeleton organization. Gene Ontology annotation, cellular component: cytoplasm; microtubule. The record is from RefSeq and is a predicted model, not a curated record. Bases 83 to 1435 code for a protein of 450 amino acids. The transcript is spliced from 3 exons. NCBI's taxonomy places the organism in Eukaryota, Viridiplantae, Streptophyta, Magnoliopsida, Asterales, Asteraceae. Gene Ontology annotation, molecular function: structural constituent of cytoskeleton; GTP binding; GTPase activity.